Phaedon cochleariae (mustard beetle) is the source of this 1295-nucleotide messenger RNA. Lineage: Eukaryota; Metazoa; Arthropoda; Insecta; Coleoptera; Chrysomelidae. The record is from the annotation of a GenBank genome assembly.
GUUGUGUUGUCGUUGUUCCGUUCGUUGUUGUUUGAUGUCAAAUUCAUCAACAAUAACAAUGAUGAAAACGAAAAAAGUAUGGAGCAGUUGAAAAACCUUUGAAAUUUGGAGCUUUGUACCAUUUUUUGCUAAUUCAACGGCCAAAUGUUUUUUCUUGGAAUAUAGUUUAUAUACAGAUAUCUUGGUAUGUUCCCGUUCCAUUCUUUCAAAGACACCAGAAAAUUAUAUUUAUCUACUUUACUAAAACAAACAUUUUGGAAAUGGCCAUUCUACCCCCCGAUCCUGUGUUUUGUUUCAAAGGAGAUAUGGGAUAUAUUCACAACUUGAGUUUCUGCACUAGAGGGAACCAGUUUGUUUCUCACAUAUUAGCUGCUACUGAAAAGGGCAUUGUAUACUUCUGGGACCUGGAAACAAACAGACUUCAACACAAACAAGAAAUGGGUGGUUCCUUGCAGGCCAUACAUUCUAUAGAUUUUAGAAUCAUCACACAAGAAAAAACUGGCUCCAUCAACUUGUGGUCAGUAAAUGGUAGCAGCUAUGAGAUAACAGAUACCACCAAAUGUACUAGUGGCUACUGCAAGAGCAUUUUAGUGAAUGAAUCUCUAAUUGUUUCUGAUGAAAAAGGUACAGUAGAGAUUUUGGAUAUAAAUAAUCUGGAAAAAAUUGGUGUUUUGAAACCUGAUAUAUCAGCACAUGGGCAUAUAAUGGCACUGGAGAAAGUGAUGAUUGAUGAUAAAGUUUACAUAAUGGCUGGAUAUGAAACUGGCGACAUCAUAUUGUGGGACUUGAACACUUUCAAACCUUGUGGUCACUUGAAACUACAUGAACAAAUAACUUCGCUCACUUUCGAUCCGUGUACAAGAAGAGGGGUAUGUGGAAAUUCCUCAAAUGCCCUACAGAUGUUCACCAUUGACAAAGAUUUCAAUAUGUCUUUGAAGUUGGAGCUGUCGCUUACUAAUGAAGGCUGCAACAUUGUCAAAUUGCGUCCGGAUAAAAAAAUUUUAGUAUCUGGAGGCUGGGAUGGAAGACUGAGAAUGUUCUCUUGGAAGACUCUAAGGAUUUUAGCUGUACUGGCAGAACAUAAAGGACCCAUAACAGAUGUACAAUUUUCACCACAUGUGGUGAAAUAUUGGAAUUCGAAUAUCAUGGCAGCCAGUGGAGCUGAUGGGAUCAUUAGUCUGUGGAGUUUGUACAAUUGAAUUUUGUGAUUUUAUUGUUUUUUUUUACAUUAUUAAGCUGUAAAAAGUUAUUACCAGACUUAUUGCUUUGAGAAGUAUACCUAAUUGCAAUUUUGA